UAUCGUGUCCGCAACGUUCUGUGUACAAAAAUGGCACAACAUUAAAGUGCACUCAUAAACAGCACUUGCUGGAAACGUGAAUAUUGUUUUAUGUUCAUUUGUUUGCUCAACAGCCAUUGUCGUCGAAUCGGGUGAAUUUGAUAGGGUGAAACGUUCCUUUCCUAGGGUGGAAAAGGCGUGCGUAAGAAUAACGGAUGUUUACCUUGCCCCGAGGGUAGACGAUGCGCCAAACUCACGCUGGUUCAAAGGAAAUUUUGAUGCGCUCAGUAACUUGCGCACGCUGUCGUUCGUUGAAGUGUUUAGAUUUUAUUAACAACCGGCAAGGGGGUCAUGUAAAUUAAUUUGCUCAGAUUCAACUUUGGUUCCUCUGGUGGUGGUCUGUAAAAAAACAGACGAGCAUGUGCGCGUAGUUAAAAACGGUCUAUUUAAGCGCAAACAUCAACGAUCGAAGAACCAUACUAGAGCUGCCUUGUGUGUGUCCUUUAAGAUGAACUGAACAAACGCCACUAGAAACCCAACGUUUGCUAAGUUAAAACCCCGCAGCAAAAGAUCACACACCGGAGAGAAGAUAUUGUAGACAGCAUUCGCCAUGUUUAAGCUACUGGGCGGAUUGAAACAGUAUUUCAAAUGGCAGGACAUCCAAACGGACAACAUAGUCUUUCGGCUGCACAACACCUUCACAACUGCGCUACUGCUGGCGUGUAGUUUGAUCAUAACGGCCACACAAUAUGUCGGCAAUCCGAUCAGCUGUAUUGUUGGUGGAGUACCAGCCCACGUGGUCAACACGUUUUGCUGGAUCUCGAGCACUUUUACCAUGCCUGACGCGUUCCGUAGACAGGUUGGACGUGAAGUGGCCCAUCCCGGCAUAGCCAACGACUUUGAUGAUGAAGAUGCGAAAAAAUACUACACCUACUACCAGUGGGUGUGCUUCGUGUUGUUCUUCCAGGCCAUCGCAUGCUACACUCCCAAGUUCAUCUGGGACGCCGUGGAAGGAGGUCUGAUGCGAAUGAUCGUGAUGGGACUCAACAUUGGCGCGUGCAAGGAACAGGAAAAGUGUGCCAAAAAGCAGGUGUUGCUGGAUUACCUCCUAAAUCACCUGAAGCGCCACAAGAUUUACGCGAUCCGCUACUGGGUCUGCGAGGUCCUGUGCUUUGUCAACAUCAUUGUGCAGCUGUGGCUGAUGAAUCGCUUCUUCAAUGGUGAGUUUCUGUCGUAUGGCUGGGAUGUCCUGCAAUACUCGGAGCAACCACAGGAACAGCGAGCCGACCCGAUGGUGUUCGUGUUUCCACGCGUCACAAAGUGCAAUUUCUACAAAUAUGGUGCGUCUGGGUCGAUCCAGAAGCACGACGCCAUGUGCAUCCUGCCUUUGAACAUUGUGAACGAAAAGACGUACAUCUUCAUCUGGUUUUGGUUCAUCAUUCUGGCCAUGUUCCUGGCGGGGUUGAUCAUCUACAGGGGUGUCAUAAUUUUUGUGCCUUCCGUGCGAUCGCGGCUGUUGAACGCCCGAAACCGUAUGGUGCCUAGAGACGUCGCGAAGACAAUCUCAGCCAACAUGGACCUUGGCGAUUGGUGGAUCGUGUACAUGCUCGCCCGGAAUCUGGAUCCCAUCAUCUUUAAGGACGUGGCCACGGAGCUAGCCAAACGCAUCGAACUGAACGAUCCAGAUAACGAGAAGAAACGUAUGCAGUAAAAUAAUCGCUCUCUCUAUCACACACUUCCACUGUCCCAUCUUCUUGAGGGAUGAUUCAUACAUUCAUAAAAGACACAGCUGCCAACCCCGUUCGGGAAAAAGACGAAAGACGACGGAGCGAUGAGAGAUACGCGCUCAGGAAUCUCUUUGAAUCUCGAAAUUUUGUUCCACGCAUAAGUUCCAGACAUAUCACGAUAAGGUUUCCUAGUGUGCCACACGCUUUUAAGCGUGCGAUAAAGUUUGUUUUUAUACAAGAAACGAUCGACAUUCCACGGAUGUUUGAGAAAACAGGCCACCACAGUUGUUGUUUUAAAUGAAUCGAAUCUAUAUUUAUGCUU
Molecule: messenger RNA, 2028 nt
Organism: Anopheles nili
Lineage: Eukaryota; Metazoa; Arthropoda; Insecta; Diptera; Culicidae
Gene: ogre
Product: innexin inx1
Exons: 5
Coding region: 590-1690 (366 amino acids)
Cellular component (GO): plasma membrane; gap junction
Molecular function (GO): gap junction channel activity
Source: RefSeq, a predicted model, not a curated record